Messenger RNA from Talpa occidentalis (Iberian mole), 2879 nucleotides. It is a transcript of the gene DOLPP1, whose product is annotated as dolichyldiphosphatase 1. Gene Ontology annotation, molecular function: dolichyldiphosphatase activity. The record is from RefSeq and is a predicted model, not a curated record. The coding region runs from base 44 to 760 and encodes 238 amino acids. Lineage: Eukaryota; Metazoa; Chordata; Mammalia; Eulipotyphla; Talpidae. The transcript is spliced from 8 exons. Gene Ontology annotation, biological process: lipid biosynthetic process; protein N-linked glycosylation. Gene Ontology annotation, cellular component: endoplasmic reticulum membrane; intracellular membrane-bounded organelle.
GGCUCCCCAUUGGCUGCUCCGCGAAGCCCGGUCUCCGGGUAAGAUGGCAGCGAACGGACAGUGCUCGCUCCCCGCUUCAUGGCGGCCGGUGACCCUCACCCACGUCGAAUAUCCUGCAGGCGAUCUCUCUGGCCACAUCCUUGCCUACCUGAGCCUCGUCCCUGUAUUUAUCAUCGUCGGUUUUGUGACCCUCAUUAUAUUCAAACGGGAGCUGCACACAAUCUCAUUCCUCGGGGGCCUGGCACUGAACGAGGGGGUCAACUGGCUGAUCAAACACAUCAUCCAAGAACCACGGCCCUGUGGAGGCCCCCACGAGGCAGUGGGCACUAAGUACGGGAUGCCCUCCAGCCACUCCCAGUUUAUGUGGUUCUUCUCUGUCUACUCCUUCCUUUUCUUGUAUUUAAGAAUGCACCAAACAAACAACGCCAGGUUCCUGGACUUGCUGUGGAGGCACGUGCUCUCCCUGGGUCUCCUCACCGUGGCCUUUCUAGUCUCCUACAGCAGGGUCUACCUGCUGUACCACACCUGGAAACAGGUGCUGUAUGGGGGCAUCGCUGGAAGCUUCAUGGCCACUCUCUGGUUCGCCUUCACCCAGGAGGUCCUCACCCCGCUGUUCCCCAGGAUAGCAGCCUGGCCCAUCUCUGAGUUCUUCCUGAUCCGAGACACGAGCCUCAUCCCCAAUGUGCUCUGGUUUGAGUACACAGUAACGCGGGCAGAAGCCAGGAAUAGACAACGCAAGCUGGGGACGAAACUGCAGUGACCGGUGAGUGUGGCUGGGUCCAGCCUGCAGAUCUGGCCUGCGUGACGCCUUGCAGGAGGACGGGAUGCCAGAGGGAUGAAGCGGAGACCUCUCCAGACCCAAGUCACCAAGUGGAGCCUUUUUUUUUCUUAUUUUAAUUUUAACGAACAAGGUGGACCAAAGGGCUGAGCCAGCCCCUCAACCGGGACCCUGGAGGGCCUGCUGCCAGGGGCCCACACGGCCAGAAACCCUCGCUGUGCUGCUGCUAGCCCCCGGUCGGCGGACAGUGCCCUUGGUGGGGGCACCAGGGUAUGGGAGAGGAGGAGGGUUGGCAUCUCUGGUCUCGGGCCAGGGAAUCCAGGUGGUGUGAAAAAUGUACACUAUUUAUUUUUUGGUUUUGUCAAAGGCAGAUGGGAUUUUGGCGACAGGCCAGAAGAGCCUGCGCCGUCGUGGCUUCCCUGUGCGCUGUAGUGGCUGACAUGUGCACAGGGGGGCCCUGGUCAGCUCCCCAGGCCUUUUGCGCCAAGCUGAGGGGGCAGACCACCCCUCCGUGGGCCUGAGGGCCCGGGAGGAGGGGAGCACCCCUUGCCCUCCCUGCCACCAUUGCCAUUCCAGAACCUCGUUCAGUGUUUGUCUGGGGUCGGGGCCCAGGGGAGCAGGCAUCUGGCGGCUGCCGUCAUUGUGUUCUACCCCGUACCCACCCUGCACCACAAGGGCUUUUUCUGGUCCCCUGUCCCCAAGAUACGGGUCCCUUUCUGACAAAAGAGCCUGCACAUGUGGGUGAGCAAACCCAGGCUGUUUACAGCUCUUUCUUCGUCCUGUUGUCCGGGAGCAGCUAGUCUUCAUCUCUACUCGAACAAAACACAAAGCAGCGAAGAGCGGCGAGAUGAGUGGGACCUUUUCCUUCUCCUCUGAACUCUUCCCGUCUUCCCUGACUCUCUUCCAGGCUAGGAACCUGCGUGGGUCACCCUGUGUGUCUGAGGUGUGGGCUCCCGGAUCCCCGUGGUCCAGCUCUGAGGCCGCCUCCUCCCAACGGGAUGCAGCUUUAGGGUCUAAGUUGCUCUGAAAUGGAGUUGUGGAGAGGAGGUGCUUCCAGACUCUUGGAAGUUUCUAGAACUAAACCAGGCUGCUUGGGACCUGUGUUAGACUCCUCCCCCGCACACAUCUUUUUCUUUGUGGAGGCUCCUAACCUGCUGCUGAAGCACAAUGUCUCGGUGCUUUCUUUUCUCAUUGGUUAGACAGUGUCCAGAAGCCAUUCCAGAUGCCAGGACCAGGGGCCUAUUUCUGGGGAAGGUUGGUCAGUCCCCACAUUUCCUCCCCUUCCCUUCUUUCUUCUGUUUUUUUGGUUUCCAUUGCGGAUUGUGGGAAAGACAUCGCAAAAUAUUAAAUUGUUUACUAUUGUUUUGAAAUAAAAUGUUUAACUCUGGCGGCUUGAGCACGCGUUGGCCGAGCUCAUGAGAGGAGGCUGUGGGGACAGGUGGCCCGGGGGGCAAGGCUGUGGUGACCAUUGUAAAAUCACGGGUUGAACGGCCUCUGACCUUCCCCCUGGGGUCUGAGGAGCCCGCACCGCUGUUCAGUGGAUGUUCCCCCAUUUCUAGUCUGGCUCAUCUCCCAGUGUCGCUGAGGGCCUGGGGCUCUGGCUCUGCCCUCGGUCACCCUGGUUCUUCCUCCUUAAGACAGCCCAGGGGACUGGAGACAGCCAGCCUGUCCUUCCUGAGUCUCAGCCAAGAUCAACACCUCCGCUCCUUGUGAAUUCAGUGUUUUGUUUUUUUAAAACUGAGAUGUAGUUGACAUACUAGUUUCGGGUGUACGAAGUGAUGAUGCGAGAAUUGUACUUUGUGAAAUGAACACAGCGGUCUCGUUGACAUCACCGUACAGUCACCAAAAUAACUUUUCUUGUGAGGGGAGCUUUCCAGAUCUCUUCUCUCAGCCUCCCCCCACACCUUUUUUUCCCCAAAGAUUUAUCUAUGCAUUCAAGAUCUGGGGUACGGGCCAUAGACGCGGGGGGUGAGAGGAUUCACCAGAGACAGAGUGGGGAGCAGAACAGCAGACUGACCGAAGUACACUGCUGAGGGGAGCAGCGGGGAGACAGGAGAGGUCUGCUGCGCAUGUGGGCUGCUCCCUGGCCGGGGCUGCAAUG